Molecule: messenger RNA, 324 nt
Organism: Linnemannia hyalina
Lineage: Eukaryota; Fungi; Mortierellomycota; Mortierellomycetes; Mortierellales; Mortierellaceae
Source: the annotation of a GenBank genome assembly
AUGACAUCAGGAAACAACGACGAAGUAAAGCACCCUUCAAGAGCCGAUCGCCAGAAAUGCUGGAAGGUCCGCGACGCCUAUUUUGAAUGCCUCAACAACGCAAACAUCAUCGACCCCUCAAAACCAGAGGCCGCAAACGUCUGUCAGGACCUUCGGUCAUUAUACGAAAAGGGUUGCAUGAAGAGUUGGGUUGACUACUUUAACAAACGCCGCGUUCUGGAAGUGGAGCAGAAGGAAUUGUUGGAACGCAUGAGGGCUCAGCACAAGGCUGUCGAGGAGAGAGCCGCUGCUGCCGAGGCCGCCAAGGCAAAUAAGUCAGCAUAG